UUUUGGUGCCCCUCUCUCCAUUGCCGUUGACUGAUCAUGUAAGUAAUUUGCAUCCUUUUUCUUUUUCUCUUUAGAACAACCCAAUCAAACCAUUACAAAUUUACAAUAACAUGGAACCAUUGUUGUGUGUGCUUCAAGUGUUCAUUUAGCUAUUUAAGACAGAACCAAACCGAACCGUCGUCCCCAACAUACAUGAAUGAGUGAGUUUCAGGUCAUAAACUCUAUGGCUUAGUACGAUACCCUAGGUCGGGAUCUUCAAAACCUUGGAGUUCUCAACGCAGACAUGUCUUUAGUGAUGGAUGGAACUGGAACCGGAACUUCAAUUUCGCCAUGGUUUCCACAUGCAGAUUUCUCUUCUGGGUAUCUUGAAGAUGCUUUGCUGGAAUUCACGGAACGAUCGAAACGAAGACGAGUGUCGCUGUAUAAUGAUGAUCGUUAUGAUGAUAAUCAUGAUCAAAUCAGUGGUUUCAAUGAUCUUGCAAUGCAGCAAGGAUACUGGAAUUAUGGCUGCAACUGGGGCCUCUCUGAGGAUUUCACCUGCAUGAGCCAGUUAACAACGGGCAUUAAUGGUGUUUCAGAUGAACCAAUGAGCACAUCGAUAAAAACACCAGAGGAGACAAUAUCAGACAACCCCGAAGAAGCUUUUGAUUCAUCGUCUUCCUCGUGCAAACUCUCAACAGAGAAAACCAAGACAUUUUCUUCUGGAAGUGGUGAUAAGACUAAGAAGAAGAGGGUGAUAACGAGGGUUGUUUAUCCAUUCGCAUUGGUUAAACCCGGCGGCAUCGACGGUGACACGACGUUAAACGACAUCAACGAGAGGAUUCUAAUGCCGCCGACGAGACCGGUGAGGCACCCUGUCGGAGACUUCGCUUGUCGGCCAUGCGUAUCGGCCGAUGGUCCCGGCCUUUCCGGUAAAGCUGUUGUGGCCCUCACCAAAAUACACACUCAAGGGAGAGGCACCAUCACUAUUAUUCGGACCAAAGGUUAAGGAAAACACAAUUUGAACUCUUUGUUGUUGCUUGCCUUCGACUGAAAAAAAAAUUGUAUAGGAGGAAACACAUGGGGUUUAUGAAUCA
Messenger RNA from Hibiscus syriacus, 1076 nucleotides. RefSeq lists its product as uncharacterized. NCBI's taxonomy places the organism in Eukaryota, Viridiplantae, Streptophyta, Magnoliopsida, Malvales, Malvaceae. The record is from RefSeq and is a predicted model, not a curated record. The transcript is spliced from 5 exons. The coding region runs from base 284 to 988 and encodes 234 amino acids. Gene Ontology annotation, biological process: male meiotic nuclear division; female meiotic nuclear division.